Messenger RNA from Danio rerio (zebrafish), 651 nucleotides. The record is from RefSeq and is a predicted model, not a curated record. NCBI's taxonomy places the organism in Eukaryota, Metazoa, Chordata, Actinopteri, Cypriniformes, Danionidae.
GCCACCCCAGAUCAAUAAAGAACUAAGCCGAAUAGAUGAAUGAAGGUAGACAUUGGUGUGGAUCUGAAGACUUGUUUAUGUGUUGCAGAAUGUUUCUCUCCUGUUGUCUCCUCAUCUCCUGCUGAACACACAGCUCUGAGCUCCACAGCGGCCCCGCAGACGCAUGCUGCUCCACAAGAACCCCCCCGCAGAAACACCAGCAUCCGCGCGGCUCAUCCGGCCAUUUACCUGAACACUAGCUCACACAAGCUCCUGCGGAAGGCAGUGCGCAUCUGGAAGAGGCCGUUCCCCGUCUUCACCCCUCUGUCCUCAGUGUCGAGGGUCAGGAGUUUUCAGGAGCGGGUUCAGAUGCUCCAGAGUCAGCCUGCAGUCUCCAGAUCCCCGCAGCCCGUGUCCAGAUGCGUCAGAGAUCUGCAGCUGCGCAGUUCUGGGACGGAUUCCUCCCCGUCGCCCUCCAGUAGGUCAGAUCAGCCUCCGAUCCGUCGCCGCAAGCGCCCGGCAGUUAUACGCAGCUACAGAUACCGCAGACAGAUGCAGUUAUACCGCAUGCUGUCCAGCUGCAGGAGACUCAAGCAGGAGGAGCGGACAGUGCACACACUGCAGGGUCAGUCGUCACCUGCGGGAUCCUCUCCUGUUAAAGGUCAGUCUUGA